Penaeus vannamei (Pacific white shrimp) is the source of this 676-nucleotide messenger RNA. The record is from RefSeq and is a predicted model, not a curated record. Lineage: Eukaryota; Metazoa; Arthropoda; Malacostraca; Decapoda; Penaeidae.
GUGGUGGAGAAGCUGACAAAAGACGCCAAAUUGGAGAGCAGCGAGGCCAUGGCGGCGGUGGCGGCGGUGCGGUGGGUGCUGGAGCGCGCGGGCGGGGCGGGCGUGGGCGGCCCCGUCCUCGACUCGGAGCUGCAGCAACUCGGCCUGCCCAAGGAGCACGCGGCGGCGCUCACCAGGGUCUACUCGGAGCACCAGCCCCGCCUGCGCCAGGCCCUCAGGCAAGGCAGUCUCAAGGUGGGCGGCGAUCCCGAGUGGGCGUGCGACGUCGUGGGCGUGAACGUGGGCGGCCGGACCGAGGCGGUGGCUCAGCUGACCCUCGACCGCCACGGAGAGGAGAGCAAGGUCGCCCUCACGCCCGACCAGCUCCUCGUCCUCAUCCACGAGUUGAGCGAAGCCAGGCAGAUAAUGGAGGCAAUUAGUUGAUCUGGAGAAAGAAGUGGAAAGGGAAGAGAGGAGGAGGGAUGGAGAGGACAAGGAGGGCGAGAAACAAGAGAAAGAUGGAAGUAAGAAAAGAUAAGAAAGGAAGAAAGAGGAGCUGCCCAUGGGUGUGUCUGUGAAGGUCUGAUCUGCGAAAGAGAUAUUCGUCCGUAUUUCCGGUUUGGAGACAUGAUUUGUUCAUAAGCAGAAAUCCAAUCAAUUCAUGUGAUUUAUCUUAAUAAAUGUUUGGCUAGACGUG